This is a messenger RNA of Phragmites australis (common reed), 825 nucleotides long. Its product is annotated as formin-like protein 20. The transcript has 2 exons. The coding region runs from base 1 to 825 and encodes 274 amino acids. The record is from RefSeq and is a predicted model, not a curated record. NCBI's taxonomy places the organism in Eukaryota, Viridiplantae, Streptophyta, Magnoliopsida, Poales, Poaceae.
AUGUCGACGCCAUUUCCGAGUACCGUGCCGCACAUCAUCAAAAUAGAAGAUGGAAGUAAUGUCGCUGCAUCCGGUCAGGUCCCCAGCGACGAGGACCUGAGGAUCAUGGACAUGUUCAGGAAGGGCGUCCAGAGACGGCUCGAGCUCCGGAGGAAGGGGCACUGCGCCUCCUUCAGUGCCCAGGCCCAGCCAGCGCCUCCCCCGCCGGUACAGCAGCCGCCUCCACUUCCACUUCCACCUCCUCAGGUACAGCAGCCGCCUCCACUUCCACUUCCACCUCCUCAGGUACAGCAGCCGCCUCCACUUCCACUUCCACCUCCACUUCCGCCUCCACCAGCGCAACGCACAUGGGCAAAGAGGCCGGCCGGACCGCCUUCGGGGCUCAACGGCGUUCGCCAGCCGCCGCAGAAGCACUACCAGCGUCGGCCACCAUUGCAGAAGGCGCAGCACUCUCCGCACCCGGCGCCGAACGCUCAACGCUCCCCGGGCCCGUCCUGCCCGGCGCCGCCUGUGAACGCCGGCUCCGGCGUGCCACCAGCGAACGCCAUGAAGCCUCCACUUAAGCCAAGAUCCGCAGCCAAGCUGCCGCACCCAGCAGCGAAGAAGGAGCCCACCGUGCCGUGCGUCUUCUGCGGAGUGCUGUGCAUGACGGCGUGGCACCUGAAGCAGCACGAGCAGGGGCGGAAGCACCUGAACAGGGUGGCGUACCUGGCCGGGGAGAUGAACGUGCGGUGCCAGGUGUGCAACGUGCACCUCUCCAGCGGGCUCAACGUCGAGCAGCACUACGCCGGCAAGCGGCACCUCCGGCGGCUCAACGGAGCCUGA